AUGAUGAUCGGUAAUACGAAAUACGACGCGGAGACCGAGAGAAAGAAGCGACGGCGGCGGCGAUGGGAGUACGGCAGUGUACGCCGUGAUGAAGAUCGACGGCUGCAGAGGGAAGGAAGAACGUGGUCGCCGCCGGCGAAAGACUUACCGGCGAUGGAAGCGGCGGCGGUUCUGGGUAUCACCUGCGGUGAGGGGACAGGGGAAAAGCGCACAGAGGAGAAAGUAAGGUCACUGCCGGCGAGCACUGGCGGCGUCGCCGGCGGCUGA
This is a messenger RNA of Linum tenue, 267 nucleotides long. The record is from the annotation of a GenBank genome assembly. Lineage: Eukaryota; Viridiplantae; Streptophyta; Magnoliopsida; Malpighiales; Linaceae.